GUCUUUUAAACUUUACAAACAAAAAAAAAGUCAUUUUGGACCAUUUGUGUUGGUCUAGUCACCCUUAAACCUCAUCCUGACUUAAUGUAAAGAAAAACUUUACAUUAUUAUAUAAGGUUUACAUUGUCAAAAUGUGAAAACAAAAAAAAUGGACAUACAAGUUUUUGUAGGACCAUAAUGAUGUGUAUAUUAUUCUGUCUUCAAGAAAGACAAGAAAUGUGUUUAGUCUUUGCUUUAGUAUUUUCAUAAGCAUAUUAAUCCAGAUCUUUUGGUAUUUUUGUUUGUAUCAUCUCAUGUACCAAUAAAUAUAACCUACCUGGAAGGUAAAAUCUGGUUUCCGCAAUGCUCUAGUGCUUUUAAGAAAUGAAUUCCCUGUCUUUAUUCUCCUUAUAGAAGUUCUACACAGUGUUUGUUGUUUGGUAAAGACAUGAAUUGUGCAACAUGGUUUCAGAGUCUGAGAAAAAUACGUUCUCCAGUUACAGCAUCCACUUCUCCAUUAUAUAAUUUACUUUAUCUGGUUAUGUGUAACUGUUCCUCUGGGGAAUGUGGGCCAAAAAUAGAAUCUUAGAUUUCUUCACCUCUGCACAAUAGAAUAGUGAGACCACACAGGCAUUGAGUAACCAAUUAUGCAUUGUUCCGCUGAGCAUGUGACCUGCUUAAUGACCAAUACGUAUGAAAAUGUUCAGCACCAUAAUCCCCCUGCCCCUCCUCACCCUGUCUCAGGAGGGAUAAAACUGUUAAGUGCCAAGCAGUCUAGAGAACGACCACGUCGGCCCUCGAGGAUGGUUCUCCUGCAGUUCCUCAGUUUCUUUUUCAUCGGUCUGACCACAGACGAAAACGAGAAAAACGGAAAAAAGAAGACGAAAGAUGAAAAGUAUGACAUUUCCUUGUUUAAAAGGGGGGACCUCCUGGAGGUGCCUCGAACCCUUUUCACCCAUUUUGGGAUCUACCUGGGGAACAACCGUGUGGCUCACCUCAUUCCAGACAUCUUACCGGUUAUCUCGGCUGACAAGAGUGCCAUCGCCAAGAUGGUGACCAACAACCGGCUGAUUCUCGGAGCUAUAACGAAGCAGGCCAGCGUACGUGUGGACAAUAUAGAUGACUUUGCCUAUGGAGCAGAGAUCCUGGUGAACCACAUGGACGAGGUGUGCAGUCGGCCCCCGCUGGAGGGUGAGGAGGUGGCCCGCAGGGCGGAGAAGUUGCUGGGCUCAGUGGAAUACAGUCUGCUGUGGUACAACUGUGAACAUUACGUCAUGUACUGCAGAUAUGGCACCAGCAUGAGCUUUCAAACCUACCAGUUUUGUAAAGUGGUGAGGAAGAUUGUGCUGAGUAAGAUCAGCUCGGUCCUGACUCUCCUGCUGUCUCUGCUCACUUUAGUGUAUCUGGGCUGUCUGUCUGUCCAUGGUGUCCUGCUAACAGCCGUCAUCCCCUUCGCCAUAUGGAUGGCAUCGUGAUUGUCUUGUGUGUCGAGAGAGGGCGAGAUUUACAUUAAUAUCAGUAACUUAUUACACAUCAUUAUUAAAUGCACAUUAUGCAGCUUCACCGAUUGGUUCAGGCUGUGAUUGAUCACUAUUUGCUAAAGGCGUUAGUGGUGCUCCUAAAAUGGUACGGGGUCAACAAUCUGAAAACUGUUCGGAGCAAAAGGAUGAUCAGGAGUUCCUGAUUGAACACACACAGUUCUGGUGUUAUCAAAAGUAAUUUAUUAUUAUGUUACGUUCAAGUGCUAAACAAUAGAGAUUUAUGUUGUAAGAGUUAUUGUUGUGCUGAUUCUUCAAUCUCAACUCUGUUACUUUAACUUGUUUAACAACAUUCACAUUUUUAAUCACUGUGGGCAAAUAUUCUUAAAAAUGUAAAAUGAGUGUGAACAUGUGAAAUUGCACAAGAAAAGACAAAAUAAUUAUCUUUAAUUUUUUUAAUUACAUAAUUACAGUAGCGCAGGCAAAAUGCCACGCCAAGCAUGUAAUCAAUCAUUGGCAGUCUUUGUGCAAAAUUGUAAAAGUGCUAUUAAUUUUUUUUUCCUUACUGUACUUCAAUAAACAUAUUAAAUCUAA
Messenger RNA from Astyanax mexicanus (Mexican tetra), 2051 nucleotides. RefSeq names its product lecithin retinol acyltransferase b, tandem duplicate 2 (gene lratb.2). Gene Ontology annotation, biological process: retinol metabolic process. The record is from RefSeq and is a predicted model, not a curated record. The transcript has 2 exons. NCBI's taxonomy places the organism in Eukaryota, Metazoa, Chordata, Actinopteri, Characiformes, Acestrorhamphidae. Bases 627 to 1454 code for a protein of 275 amino acids. Gene Ontology annotation, molecular function: phosphatidylcholine-retinol O-acyltransferase activity.